Messenger RNA from Closterium sp. NIES-67, 395 nucleotides. The record is from the annotation of a GenBank genome assembly. NCBI's taxonomy places the organism in Eukaryota, Viridiplantae, Streptophyta, Zygnematophyceae, Desmidiales, Closteriaceae.
UCGAAAGUCCUGCUCCCCCGCGUCGUAGGUUAACCCGGGGUCAAGCACCCUAGCGGGAAACACAUGCCCCGCUCCGAUCUCCCAUGGCGUCGCUGUCUUCCCACCAUCCUUUCUAAUCGGCCUGUUUGUGUUAUCCGUGGUGCGCGCUGUGGUCAUCAUAGCCGACAUGACCUGCGACGGCGUCCAAUCAGGAUGCUGCUGCAUGAUGAGAGCAGCGAUGCCGGCAAUAUGCGCUGUGGCCAUGGAGGUGCCUGAGAGCGUCUGGAACGACCCCGCAUCGCCAACGGCCUUCCCGGGAGCAGCGCCGAUGAGAGCAACCCCAGGGGCGAUGAUGUCGGGCUUGAAAAUCUCAUUGUUGGGUUCUCUGUAGGGUCGGCAAAAGGAGCACCCAUGCG